Molecule: messenger RNA, 2418 nt
Organism: Drosophila willistoni
Lineage: Eukaryota; Metazoa; Arthropoda; Insecta; Diptera; Drosophilidae
Gene: Amph
Product: amphiphysin
Exons: 10
Coding region: 661-2244 (527 amino acids)
Cellular component (GO): plasma membrane; cytoplasm
Molecular function (GO): protein binding; phospholipid binding
Source: RefSeq, a predicted model, not a curated record
AAACCAGUGAAAAGGAGCAGAAAAAAAAUUUUUCCAGGAUCAAAACAGAAGCGAAAAUCUGGAUCAAAACAGAAAGGGAAUUCAGGAUCUAAACCGAAAAGGACCAAAUUGACCCCCCUUUGCAAAGUGUAGGUGGAAAACAAAACAUAAUUCAAGUCGCAAGUCGGUCGUCGUCUGUCUCCCGUCUGUUUAAAGUGUUUUAAUUUUAGUUUAGUUUUUGCUUUCUAAGUGACUGGUCGUGCCAUGAGCGUGUAUCUUAUACAUAGUUGAUUUUUCUAUUGAAGUCUGCUUGUUCUGGGAGGUUUUUUCAUUUGCGCUGCUCUCUUUAUUUUCAACAUAUUCGUCUACGUGCCAUUUCGACGCGUAUUUGAGCAGCAACAAAUAGAGAAACUGCGUAAAAAUAGAUUCGCUAACAAGUGUGCAAGGAGUCCAAACAGAAGAGAAUUUGGAUUAUCGUUUUAAUUAUCUUGCUGGCUGUGCAUUUAAUUCGUGAAAAUUUAGUAAGGCCGUUUGCUGGAACUAAUUAAAAUAAAAAGUCAAUUGUUGUUUUGAGCAGUGGACUCAUAUAAAGUAAAUACAAUAUACGCCCUUGCGAAUACAAAUAAAAAUAAAAUACACGUAUACAUAAUACCCACGUUUUCGGCUGCAGACCUAUUUUGAAUGUCCGAAAAUAAAGGCAUAAUGCUAGCCAAAUCUAUGCAAAAACAUGCAGGACGUGCCAAAGAAAAGAUUCUCCAGAACUUGGGCAAGGUAGAUCGCACAGCUGAUGACAUUCUAGAUGAUCACUUAAACAAUUUCAAUCGCCAACAAGCAAGUGCAAACAGAUUGCAAAAAGAAUUUAAUAAUUAUAUUAGAUGUAUUCGUGCUGCACAAUCUGCUUCAAAAUCUUUGAUGGAGGCUGUUGGCGAAGUCUAUGAGCCACAAUGGACCGGUUAUGACGCGUUGCAAGCACAAACAGCAGCCUCGGAGAGUCUGUGGCAAGAUUUUGCACACAAACUGGGUGAUCAAGUGCUGAUUCCGCUUAAUACUUAUACCGGACAAUUUCCCGAAAUGAAGAAAAAGGUAGAAAAACGCAAUCGUAAACUAAUUGAUUACGAUGGCCAACGUCACUCGUUUCAAAAUCUCCAGGCCAAUGCUAAUAAGCGAAAGGAUGAUAUUAAGUUAACGAAAGGCCGUGAACAGCUUGAGGAGGCUAGACGCACCUAUGAAAUAUUAAAUACUGAACUGCAUGACGAGCUGCCAGCAUUAUACGAUUCAAGGAUAUUAUUUCUAGUUACCAACUUGCAGACCCUCUUUGCCACAGAGCAAGUUUUUCAUAAUGAAACGGCCAAGAUCUACUCGGAGCUUGAAGCCAUCGUUGAUAAAUUGGCAACUGAAUCCCAACGUGGAUCGAAUACACUACGCAAGCAAACGGCCAAUGUUGUUAAGGCUUCCAGCCCAGCUCAAUUGCCUGUAAACAAAUUAAGUAACUCCAAUCCUAAUAAUAGCCAGAACUAUCAAAAUCAAAUCACCAUAAACGGCGAUGGAGCCAACAGCCCAACAUCUACAAACUCGAUUUUGCUUGAGCCUCGAUUUGACUCAAUUUCUUCAACGCCAGAACCACAAGCAACAGAAAUAAAAAACCUAGAACUGAAAGAGGCGCCAGCUAAAACCGAAGCGACCACCAAAAGCAGCGGUUCUGAUCCAGAAACUGGUGCAGUAGCCACGGGAGAAGACAAAACUGAUUCCAUAGACAUAAGCAGUCCAAAUGCUAACACAAAGCCCAACUCAACUGUGGUUCAAGGGGUAACAACGGCUAUCGAAGAGAUUUUUGAGCAGACGACGACCACGACGGCAGCAAUGUCUGAGGUGAAUGGAAGCAACAAUAACAAUAAUAAUGGUGAAGCGACAGAGCUUGCACAUAAAGAAUCAUCCAUAUCCACUUCUGCAUCGACAAGCGGUGGGAAACAGCCCAAAGAGUUGCCAUCGGUGCUCAAUAAUGGCAACAAUUCUUUUGAGGAGCACAAAUUGAAGAAAUUAGAUGCCAACGCUGUCGAUUUGCCGCCUGGAGUUCUUUAUCGAGUAAAGGCUACAUAUGGCUAUGUGAAAGAAGAUGUGGAUGAGCUCAGUUUUGAAAUUGGAGAUACAAUUCGCGUUAUUGAGUAUGAUGACCCUGAGGAUCAGGAGGAAGGAUGGUUAAUGGGGCAAAAGGAAGGCACUCAGGAGAAAGGCUUGUUUCCCGCCAACUUUACCCGCCCUAUUUAAGCUGAACCAGCUAGAUUGAGAAAACAUCGAGAUCUGACAAAUUGUUGUUAUAUAUUUCAACAGACAAAACUUUUGGUCAACUUUGCCUCAAGAAAUUAUUUUUUGUCCUAAUUUUAAAUUGUUUUGUUUUAAAUUUACUACGCAAUUAAAAAUGCAGUGCUUCCCAAACCUUUA